Schistosoma turkestanicum is the source of this 462-nucleotide messenger RNA. Lineage: Eukaryota; Metazoa; Platyhelminthes; Trematoda; Strigeidida; Schistosomatidae. The record is from the annotation of a GenBank genome assembly.
AUGACUAUCAUGAAACUCAAAUCUAUCAUUCGGUUUCAAGAAGAGGACACAGAAAAUAUACAACAGUUCAUUGACAAAAUAGAUGGCAAAGUUGUACAUCGAUGUGAUUCAAUGAAUCAAAAAGAAUUGCAUUCAUUGAUGCUCAGCUCUCGCGCGUUAAUCAACUGCUCAAUUAGUGAAGGUCAAUCUUUAGCUGUAAUGGAAGCUAUGUCUCUUGGAAUUCCCGUUGUAGUCAGAGAAAAUCCAGGUAACUGUGAUCUUAUCGAAGACAGAAAAAAUGGUUUGGUAUUCAAAACAUCUAAGGAGCUGGGAGAAUGUCUAACCUAUUUAGAAGGAAAUCCUGAAAUAAAAAGACAACUUAUAUCAGCAGGUGAAGAGUUUAUGGGAGGAAGAGAAUUUCAAAGGGGAUAUCAAGCGAAAUUAUAUUCACAUAUAAUACAACCUAUACGUUCUGGUAAAUAA